UUUGGCCCCAAAACCCCCAUCCCUGCUGGGAAGUGGUGAAAUCCCCACCACCGGGGUGACCCAUCAUGGUGUCUUCGGUUGUUCCCACCGGUUUUUGGGGACGGAAGGGAACGAUGGAGCCAUCUCUUGUGGCCGGGAAGGAGGCGUUUCCCUGGCCCCACGCUGGCCCUGGGCCAGGCUGGGGGAAUUGAGACGCCCUUGCACCACACCACACCGCAGCCGGCGGCGCGCAGGGGAGCUCCCACUCACACCUUCCCCGCCGUAUAAAACCCCCGCGCCGCCCCGUCGCCCGCCCAGAACCCCGGGAGAGCCCGUGGAGCAGGUAAGUGGUGGCCCAUCCACCACCACGGGAUGAGGGAGGAGAGGGAAGGGGGUGGGGAACCCCUACCCGAGGGUCCCAGCUACCCCUUUGCACACCCCCAAAAAAAAAAAAUCCUUCCACUCUUUGCUCCCACGCUUGGCUCUGCCGCGACUUGCCGCCGGGGCUGGGAUGUUCCUGCUGUUGGGACGUGUCCCGGCAGCUCAACCGCAUCCCGGGGCUCCUUCCUCGCCCUUCGCUCAAGUUCCUGGAGCCCAAAGAAGGGGAAACUCCCCCCCUUCUCCUCCUCAAAGCUGAGAGCUGAGCUUGGUUUUCUUCCCUCCCCUCCGCUGCCAGCUCCCCAAGACCCUUUCGGAGAGGACACCUCCACCACCUCCACCACCUCCACCACCACCGAGGACCUACAGACGCCGCGAGGAGCAGCAUGGGCCAGUGCAACUGCCGCAAGAAGCGCAAGGAUUGUCAGGAGCUCACCGACGUGGAGCGGGCCAUCGAGACCGUCAUCAACCAGUUCCACUGCUACGCCGUGAAGGGGCAGAAGGAGUACCUGACCCCCAACGAGAUGCAGGAGCUGGUGGUGCAGAAGCUGCCCCACCUGGGGAAGUGCGUUGGGCCACUGGAAGAGAAGAUCGAAUGCAUGGGCAACCCUGAUGAAGCCAAGCUGGAGUUUGGAGAGUACUGGGACAUGAUGGGGGACGCGGCCAAGGGCUGCCGGAGGAAGUAGAAGGUGGUGGGGGAUGGGAAGGCGCCCGAGGCCUCAGGCUCUGCACCGAGAAGCGCGAGAGGCUGCUGGUCCCGGUGGGAUGCGCCUGGAAAAACCGCAGCGUCGCUCCCGCCGGGGCUCGUCUCCUCCCCGUGUCCCCAUCUGGGGCGCAGGGAUCCCCCUCCCCACCUCCAUCCCUACCUUCUCCCACUUCUCCUUCCCACCAGGAAACCUCCCUUCCCAUCCCCAGCUCCGGUCCCUGCCUCGGAGGGAAGGAGAUGGCAAGGGGGGUUCCCAACCCCAACUCUGGAGCCGCCUUUCUCCGUCCUUCGCUCCAGAGCCUCUACCCCCGGGGU
Calidris pugnax (ruff) is the source of this 1378-nucleotide messenger RNA. It is a transcript of the gene S100A14, whose product is annotated as S100 calcium binding protein A14. Lineage: Eukaryota; Metazoa; Chordata; Aves; Charadriiformes; Scolopacidae. The record is from RefSeq and is a predicted model, not a curated record. Bases 744 to 1043 code for a protein of 99 amino acids. Gene Ontology annotation, biological process: positive regulation of monocyte chemotaxis; positive regulation of granulocyte chemotaxis; toll-like receptor 4 signaling pathway. The transcript has 3 exons. Gene Ontology annotation, cellular component: perinuclear region of cytoplasm. Gene Ontology annotation, molecular function: chemokine receptor binding.